CAUAGUAGAGAUGACAUGGAUACUCGUCCUUUUUUAUUGAUAUUUUUAAACCUUAUCUUGUUAGAUGGAGUACAAAUUGAACCACAUUGACAAAAACGGCAGAAUGAGUCAUAUUUCACAGAGUCGCAUGGUCCUAGUUUCAACCUUUCUGAUCUGUUCACUGAUAAUAGCCCUUGGUGUUGUACUGGGACUUAAGAUAUAUAAAGAUGACAAUCAAAAUAAGAACCCUAUAUGUGGUGAGGCAGGAUCUGAAGGUAGUGAAUCUGUGACAACAACACCGACGCCGACGAUCAGACCUCCUUCAACUACCGGAACACCUCAGUUUGUAUCCGACUCUAUAGAAGGACAUUAUAGAUACGCUGCUGUGGCAUCAGAUGCAGGCCCUCCCUGUGCAUCAAUCGGAACAGACAUGAUGGCGAGACGUGGUGCCUCUGUUGUAGAUGCGUCUAUUGCCACCCUUCUCUGUCAAUGUAUUCACAAUUUUCAUAGCUGUGGUAUUGGAGGUGGUUUCUUUAUGACAGUUUACGAAAGGUCUAAAAAAGCGGCAUAUACUAUUUUAGCGCGUGAGAUGGCUCCCGGCGAAGCUAAUGAAACAAUGUAUGUUGGUAGAUCAUCCACAGAAGGUGGGUUAGCCGUAGGUAUACCUGGAGAAAUUCGUGGUCUUUGGGAAGCUCAUCAGAUCGGCGGUAAACUUCCAUGGAAAGACUUGCUGCAGCCGACAAUCAAACUUUUGAAAGAAGGAUAUACUGUAGGCAUACCAGUUGCAAUAGCUAUGGCAGGCCAAACUGAAGUUAUAAAAAGACAACAGGGAUUAAAAGAUUUAAUUACUAAUCCACAAACCGGAAGUUUUUAUGAAGCUGGGGACAUUAUCAAAAUGCCAAAAUUAGCCAGAACACUGGAAAUCAUAGCAGAUGAAGGUGUUGAUGCUUUUUAUAAUGGGACCUUAACAAAAGACAUUGUGGCGGAUAUUCGCGAUGCUGGUGGAAUAAUUACCGAUGAAGAUCUUUCAGGAUACACAGCACUAAAGAAAGAUCCUUUAGUGAUAAAACUGAACCAAAACGAAACUAUUUACUCAUCAGUACUACCCUCUAGUGGUGUAGUGUACCAGUUUAUAUUAAAUAUAUUAGACGGAUAUAAACUAAGUAAAGACAGUCUGUCCUCGAAAGAAAAAGAAAUAUUAACAUGGCACAGAAUUAUUGAAGCAUUCAAGUUUGCCUAUGCUAAACGAACGAGCCUUGGUGAUGGAGACGCCGAAGAUGAUGCUUUUAGACAAGAAUUGAAUGAACUUGUGCACAAUAUGACGUCAGAGACCUAUGCUGAAAAUAUACGUUCACAGAUCUCUGAUAGUCAGACGUUUGGAACAAAUUAUUAUGGUCCGACAUUUUACGACGACGUAACAACAGGGACGGCACAUCUGUCAGUAUUGGCACCAAACGGAGAUGCGGUAUCUGUGACAAGCACAAUCAAUCUUUAUUUUGGGUCUAAAGUAGUUGGAAGUCGUACCGGUAUUAUAUUCAACAAUGAAAUGGAUGAUUUUUCUACACCUAAUACAGUUAAUUCUUUUGGCAUACCUGCGUCUCCAGCAAAUUUUAUAAAGCCUGGUAAACGUCCGCUGUCCUCAAUGUGUCCAAGUAUAGUUGUUAAUUCUGAUGGAAUGGUUAAUAUAGUAGUUGGAGCUUCAGGUGGUUCAAAGAUUACAACAUCUACUGCUUUGGUGACAGCUUUAACACAAUGGCUAGGCAUGGAUAUUAAAGAAGCUAUUGAUCACAGAAGAUUACACCAUCAGUUACUUCCAGCACAAAUAGACGUAGAAAAAGGAUUUCCGCAAUACAUUUUGGAUGGAUUGAUUAGACUAGGGCAUAAUAUCACAUUGAAAGACAGUGCCGGAUGUGUUGUUCAAGGCAUUCUUCAACAACAAGAAGGUGAAGUAACAGCUAACUCUGACUUCAGGAAACAUGGCCACCCUGAUGGAUAUUAAAUACGACUAAUAACCCAGGAUGGAGACUAUUUAAUAAAUAACAGGUUUCUCCCUCAUCCAGAAUCAUAGCUGUAAUAUUUUAUAUUAAUCAAACCCGAUGGGUAUAAGUUAUGUCAUAAUUAUGCCUUGCAUUUCUGAGGGUAGCAUCUUCACUACUUGAUUUGAUUUAACUUCGGCGUAGCGCUUUAUAAUAUCUCCACAUUUUUUUCCGAUGUUCCGUUACCUAUAUGUAAUCCUGAAUCAGAUAAAGGGAUACUAAAGGUAGUUUUAAAAAGCAAUAAUGUAAUUUGAGUUGGAGCUAUUUCCCAUUAGCUGCCAUGUUGCAGGUAUUAGUUGAUAUCUUAUUUGACUUCCCAAAUUAAGUAACAUGUUAACAGCAAGUAUGAGAAGAGAUCCUUACUAAUGUUUUUGUUCUAAAAUCUAGAGGUCAGUAUAACAAGCUGAAUUAGGUUCAUUAAUGAAGGGAUUUGUGCUCGAAGACCUUUUACCGGGCGGCAAAUGGAAAUAACUCUCAGGGAAUCAUCAGCCUAGUAGUAGCCUUGUAGCAAGUACUUCAGUACUGGGUUAAAAAAACUGCAAUAGUUCUAUUGAAAUUUACUGUUACAACAGUUUUGAAACUAUUUCAAAUUUAGGAAUACACCUCCCUCGUGCAAAGAUCUGAUUCGUUGUCCCGAUUUGGCUACUAGCAUACUUUUUGUGUCGCUUGGUUUUGUGGCCUCGAGAAUAACUGAAGAGACAAUUGUGUUAAAAAACACAUCUGGUGCAGUAAAAAUGGUACUGUUAUAAAUAUUAUUACUCAAUUUACGUGCACCGAUUACUAUCUAUUUUCUUUCAAAAACUAUAAUUUUCAUUUAAAUUUCUGAAGACCAGUUUGGUUUUUGAUACAGGACUUUUGUUAGUCAAAUUGAUAACUUCUUUUUUUAUGUUUAUUCAUGAAAUAUAAUGGAUGACAGUAUUAAAAGGAUUUUUAUAUUAUUAACAUAUUUUGAAUGUAUUAAAGUCAUAAACUGUCAUACUGGUUAUAAUAGAUUACACUAAAUAUACAUAAUAUAGUUUUGUUUAUAAAUUUAUACAUUUACAAAUAUAAAAUAAAAAUUGCCAAAAUAAAGUUCUACUUAAUGA
Molecule: messenger RNA, 3100 nt
Organism: Mytilus californianus (California mussel)
Lineage: Eukaryota; Metazoa; Mollusca; Bivalvia; Mytilida; Mytilidae
Product: glutathione hydrolase 1 proenzyme-like
Exons: 12
Coding region: 65-1978 (637 amino acids)
Biological process (GO): glutathione catabolic process
Cellular component (GO): plasma membrane
Molecular function (GO): glutathione gamma-glutamate hydrolase
Source: RefSeq, a predicted model, not a curated record